Messenger RNA from Ananas comosus (pineapple), 869 nucleotides. Its product is annotated as probable mediator of RNA polymerase II transcription subunit 26c. Gene Ontology annotation, cellular component: nucleus. The record is from RefSeq and is a predicted model, not a curated record. Lineage: Eukaryota; Viridiplantae; Streptophyta; Magnoliopsida; Poales; Bromeliaceae.
UCGGAGGAUUCGCUGGUGAGCUUGCUCCAAAACCUCGCGGACAUGGACAUCACAUUCAAAGCUCUCAAGGAGACGGAUAUUGGGAGGCACGUGAACGAGCUGCGGAAGCACCCGUCGGGCGAAAUACGGCGAAUAGCGAAGCAGCUUGUAAGGAAGUGGAAGGAUCUGGUGGACGAGUGGGUGAAGUCCAAUUCCGCGUGCGACUCUUCCUCUCCGGCCAUCAUCACUGAUGGUGACUCGCCGCUGCAAAUACCAGGGAAGAACCUCCAGCAAAACAACAACCAGGUCCCGGAAUUCGCGUACUCCCCCUAUCCUCACAAUAAUGGAGGCGUGAGCUCCGACACGAAGAAUGGGCCGGAGUUAUUGGAGCCCAAAGCGAAGGCCCUGCGUAGGGGAGAGGCCCCAACUAAGCCCAACAACCACGCCGCCUCGUCCUCUUCUGCUGCUCCAGCUAAGCUGAUCAAGGAGCAAAAGGAAAGCCUACUUGAUGAUCCCGAGAAACUUGCUUCCGCGAGAAGGAGACUCCAGGAGAACUACCAAGAAGCACAAAACGCGAAAAAGCAACGUACCAUUCAAGUGAUGGAUAUACACGAAAUUCCAAAGCCCAAAAAUACGUUCGUCCGCAAGAGUGGGAUCCAGGCGAAGCACUGGUGAUCAAAAGAGAGGGGUGCAACAACCGAUCCGGUAAUCUUUAAUGCUCUUUAACAUACCCCGACUACGCCAACCAAUUAUUGGAUGUUUUUGUGGUGAGAAUUCUAUGAAACGAGGGUUUGUGGGAGAAUUCCUACAGCUUGGGUAUAUGGAAUUACCAUGUUUAUUGUUCUAAGUUAAUAAUUCGUCGAUUUGUCUCAAUAGUAACUUUGAAGUUU